Molecule: messenger RNA, 1919 nt
Organism: Anolis sagrei ordinatus
Lineage: Eukaryota; Metazoa; Chordata; Lepidosauria; Squamata; Anolidae
Gene: TBCC
Product: tubulin folding cofactor C
Biological process (GO): tubulin complex assembly; post-chaperonin tubulin folding pathway
Cellular component (GO): cytoplasm
Molecular function (GO): tubulin binding
Source: RefSeq, a predicted model, not a curated record
AUCAGCGCCUUCCUUAGAGCCGGGUGGCGCAGGAGUCAAGAUGGAGGCUGCCUCGGAGGGAAGCGUGCCGGCAACCAACGGCGAAGGCUCGGGCCUGCUCCCCGCGGUUCCCGAGCGGCUCCAGCUGCGGGAAGCGGAGCGGCGGGAGGAAGCGGAGCGACGCCGUCGGGCCCGCGAGGCCACGGCGGUGCAGGAGGAGCAGAGCGACGUGUUCGCCGCCGCCUUCGCCCGCGAGCAGGCCGCCAUCGAGGCCCUGCUGAGUCCCGAGGGCGAGGCCGAGGCGGUGGCGGAGGCCGGGGAGCGUGUGCAGGCCCUCCAGCGCUCGCUGACGGACUCGGUGCGCUUCCUGGCGCCUUACGAGGUGCGGCGGGCGCAGGCGGCGCUGGCAGGCCUGCAGGGGGCGCUCUCGGAGCGGCGCCUCCAGCUCCAGCCGCAGAAGCGCUUCGCCUUCAAGAAGGGCCUCAAGAAGGAGUCCGCCGCCAGGCCGCCUCCCGAGCGGAAACAAGGCCCCGAGAAAGAGGUUCCGCCGUCGGUGGCGGCGUUUCUGCCCGGCUGCGGCUUCAGCGACGCCGAGGACCAAUUGCUGGAGAUGGGGGCCUCCGAGCUGCUCCAGCAGGACGUCAUCCUCUCAGGCUUGAGCCGCUGCCGAGUGCGCCUGCGCGGGAACCCUAACACUUUGCUGGUACGCCAUUGCCAGGAUUGUACUGUGCUCUGCGGGCCGGUGUCCACCUCGGCGCGUGUGGACGGCUGUGGCGGGUGCACCGUUGCCCUCGCCUGCCAGCAGCUCAGGACCAACCGCACCACCGACACCAGUUUCUACCUCCACGUCACUUCCCGGGCCAUGCUGGAGGAGUGUGGGGGCAUCCGCUUCGCCCCUUACUCCUGGACCUAUGAGGGGCUCGAGGCGGACUUCGAAACGUCCGGCCUGGAUCAGAGCAGGAACCACUGGAGCCAGGUGGACGACUUCGACUGGCUGGCCAAGAAUGAGGCCUCGCCCAAUUGGAGCAUCAUCCCCGAGAAGGAGAGGGUUACCGACUGGGACUGAGCCCCAAAACAAGAAGGUUAAGGACUGGAAUUGAACACACUGUUUCCUGAAUUGAGACGAUGAAGGACUGAAGUUGAACCCAUUAUAUGUUGGAGUAGGAGCCCUAAAAACGCCCAAUUGGAGCAUCAUCCCCGAGAAGGAGAGGGUCACCGACUGGGACUGAGCCCAGUGUUUCCUGCCCCCAAAACAAGAAGGUUAAGGACUGGAAUUGAACACACCGUUUCCUAAAUUGAGACGAUGAAGGACUGAAGUUGAACCCAUUAUAUGUUAGAGUAGGAGCCCUAAAAACGCCCAAUUGGAGCAUCAUCCCCGAGAAGGAGAGGGUUACCGACUGGGACUGAGCCCAGUGUUUCCUGCCCUCAAAACAAGAAGGUUAAGGACUGGAAUUGAACACACUGUUUCCUGAAUUGAGACAAUGAAGGACUGAAGUUGAACCCAUUAUAUGUUGGAGUAGGAGCCCUAAAAACGAAUGGAAUUGAACCCACUUUCCAUAAAAAUAAGGACCCUUCCACACAGCCCUAGGUAAUAGUAUGAUAGCUGGGUCCGGAAACGCCGAGCGUUACGGAGAUGCCGCAUCGCUCCUUCGGGAGUGCUAUUUGCACAAGAGAAACUUAGCUAAUGUAAGCCAGACCGGAGACAGAUAAUAUAGAAGGAAUGUAAGAGUUCUUUAAUGGUGAAACGCUAACCCUUACCCUAACCUUUACCCUAACCCUAAACCGUACUGUAAGCCUAAGCCUAACCCUUACCCAAAUCCUAAACCUUAUCCUAACCCUUACCUUAACCAUAAACCAUACCCUAACCCAGUGAUGGACAACCUUUUGCGGUUGGUGUGUCAAAAUUCACCAAAAACCUGAGCAUAACUUGGGUGGGUGUC